Stegodyphus dumicola is the source of this 636-nucleotide messenger RNA. RefSeq lists its product as uncharacterized. The record is from RefSeq and is a predicted model, not a curated record. NCBI's taxonomy places the organism in Eukaryota, Metazoa, Arthropoda, Arachnida, Araneae, Eresidae.
AUGGGUGAUUUACCCUCUCCCAGAGUUCAACCAUCAAGACCUUUUGCAGUCACCGGUGUUGAUUAUGCUGCUCUAAAAAGAUUUAUCGCCCGAAGAGGUAAACCAUCUAAAAUUUCGAGUGACUGUGCUACUAACUUCAAAGGUGCUAGUAAGGAACUGAAGGGGAUUUAUAAAAAUGCAGCUCGCAUUGAGAAAAGUAGUGAAUUAUGUGACUACAUUACCUCAGAAGGUAUAACGUGGUUAUUUAAUCCUCCGGCAUCUCCUCACUACGGUGGCUUGUGGGAAUCUAAUGUGAAAUCCAUGAAAUUUCAUCUUAAACGAGUAUUAGGAUCCACACUUCUAAUUUACGACGAGGAAUUUUUAACAGUGCUUACACAAGUGGAAGCGUGUAUGAAUUCCCGUCCUCUUUGUGCGAUGUCUAGUGAUCCAAACGACUUUAGUGCAUUGACUCCAGGUCAUUUUCUGAUUGGAGCCCCUUUGCUUGCCAUUCCGGAAUCUGACUUGAGUGAUGUGAAAUCUUCACGUUUUAAACGUUGGUCUCUAGUUCAACAGACUGUGCAACAUUUUUGGAAACGAUGGUGUGCAGAAAAUUUAACAAACUUCAACAACGUGCUAAGUGGUUUCGUGCGUCUCUAA